Pungitius pungitius (ninespine stickleback) is the source of this 10447-nucleotide messenger RNA. It is a transcript of the gene agrn, whose product is annotated as agrin. The record is from RefSeq and is a predicted model, not a curated record. Gene Ontology annotation, molecular function: laminin binding; calcium ion binding. The coding region runs from base 1756 to 7806 and encodes 2016 amino acids. Gene Ontology annotation, biological process: G protein-coupled acetylcholine receptor signaling pathway; receptor clustering. The transcript has 38 exons. Lineage: Eukaryota; Metazoa; Chordata; Actinopteri; Perciformes; Gasterosteidae.
AGGAGACUGUUUUGUAAACCAGCGACGCGUCGCUGCUGUUUUCGUCAACAGGAGGAAAAAAAAAGAAAGUGUCCCGAAGUGUCAGGGGCUGCUUUUUCCUUUUUGCCAGCCCUCCUCCCCCUCUCCCCCUCCCUCACUCCCUCUCCGUAUCGCCGUGACUGGCUGCAGAGUUCUCUCAUUGACUCAGUCCUCUCUGCCUCAGCUGGCUGGACUGGCUGACACUGGGACCAGUGUACCUGCUGACUGGGGGAUUAAGCGCGCGUCGAACACCCGGAGCCUAAUUUGUUGUUCUGGCUGCCGGUGACAGGUCGGAGACGCCGGCACGCGAAUCCUCGCGCCGAGCGAGCGCACCGGGAGCCCCUCUGGACGCGGGGACUGGAUGCUGGAGGAAAGCGCGUGAAAGAGAGCCGACGAACCAGAGAGCGGGGGGAGAGAGAGGGGGCCAUCCACCCCGGGUCCUGUGCGCGUCGGCGCGCAAUGAGAACCUCCGCCUCUCCGGCUCUGGGUGGGAUUCUCCGACGUGGUGCUGAUACAAGGGAAGAAAGCCCGACAAAUCUCUCCCCCAAGCUCCUUCUCUGAUUUCUGAUCCCCUUUCUUUCCACCAGUUCAUCCAUUCAGAGCGUCUGCGUGUUUUUCUUUGGGGGGGCCGGGGGAAACAGAGAGACGGGAUCGAGUGGGGAUUACGAUCCUUCUCCUCUCCCAACUUUUUUUUGUUCCUCCCCAUCUCCGCGCACCUCCUCUGACCUGCUUUUUUGGUCCCGGCGCACCGGCGGGCUUUGGUGGGUGGGAGCUUGGCCCCGGAGUAAAAGGUUAUUGAACCAGAAGAGCGGCGGUCACGCAGCAGAGAAGGCAAGGGGAAAACAAGCGUGCGUUCGGGGGGAGGUGGACGAGCGAGCGGCAGCCAGCUGCUGUCCGGGCCGGCUUGCUAAUCAACCCCUUCGGGGUCGGAGCGGACCGCGAGCCGAAGGGAGCCGAAAGGAGCCAGUCUGCAGUGGAUACAAAAACAAGGCAGUUGUGUUGAGUUUCAGGAGGUUCGCCCCCCAGCAGCCACUUGGAGGAUGGAGAAGAUGCUCUGAUGGAAAUACUUGUGACACGUGUCAACCCCAGCCCCCCUUUUUAAGUCCAUCUAAUUACCAGUCAGGGUCACUGUGAAAGAAAGGAUUCUGUAUGUGGAUUUACUGUACUCUACUGUUUUUUUCGGAUAUUUGACAAUUGGAAAAAACGCCCACUUACCGAUGCACACAUUUCAGUCUUAGGUGCAUCUCAACACCCGCACAUUAACAAACACAUUACCACCACCCACUGAAUCCACACACGUGUUUUCACUGUCAGUAUAACCCACUUCACAACACACACGGAAACGCCCACACAUUGAAAAAUCCCAAUUACACCAGCACCAUGGAGGUUGUGUGGACAGGUGGGGGGCUGUAGGAGUCCGACGUCUCUGUCCCCCCUGUCCGCUGUCUUUCCUCAAAUGGAUGUUAUUAUCUCUCAAAAUGCGUUGCGUGGAAACCACUGAAAGCUGGCUGCCCCGAUUCUCUGACAGUUGCCGGGUCCUCGCCACGGUGCACAGCUGGAACAGCAGCUGAAACACCAUCGUCCAUCCCCCCCCUCUUUCUUUUAUCUUCAUCUUCACCCUCGGGGCCUCACCCCGUCGCCACCAUUUUUUCCAACGGGUCCUUGGGCACCCCUCGGCGCCCUCCACGUCCCGUCCUCUCCUCCACCCUGGAGGGGAGGGGGUCGUUGGAGUGGAGCAUGAGCGGGUGCCACUAUCCCUCGCCACCGCCGCAGGACCAGGACCGCAGGUACCAGCACAAGGUGUCCCUGGUGGUGCGCUACUUCAUGAUCCCCUGCAACAUCUGUCUGAUCCUGCUGGCCAUGUCCACACUGGGAUUCGCGGUGCUCCUGUUCCUCAACAACUACAAGCCUCCUCACUUCACACCGCCCCAGCCUCCUGACAGCUGCAAAGGGAUGCUGUGUGGCUUCGGCGCUGUGUGUGAGUUUGACCAAGCCGACCCGGCCCACGCUAAGUGUGUUUGCAAGAGAGCGGACUGCCCGUCCUUGGUGGCGCCCGUGUGCGGCUCGGAUUCCUCCACCUACUCCAACGAGUGCGAGCUGGAGAAAGCUCAGUGCAACACGCAGAGACGCAUCAAGGUGCUGCGCAAGGGGCCCUGCUCUCUCAAGGACCCCUGCACCGAGGUGGCCUGCAGCUACGGCAGCACCUGCAUCCAGUCGUCGGACGGCCUGUCGGCGAAAUGCAUGUGCCCCCUGGGCUGCGAGGGCAAGCGCGAGCAGACGGUGUGCGGCAGCGACGGAGAGGACUACCGCAACGAGUGCCUGCUCCACCGGCACGCCUGCAAGAACCAGAAGAACAUACGGGUGCAGUACCUGGGGCCCUGCGACCUGUGCAAAGAGAACGAGAACAACCUGAACACGAUGUGCCGGGUGCGGACUCUCACCCGCCAGACCAUCGUCUUCCGGCCCCCGGAGAUGUGCCCCGUGGCCAACGAGCCGCUGUGCGCCAGCGACGGUCAGACCUACAGCAGCGAGUGCGCCAUGGACGCCACGGGAUUGCAGAAGGGCAUCAAGCUGAGGAAGAUCCACGCGGGACCGUGCAAACGGCUCGAGCGCUGUCAGGAGGCGUGCCCCUUCAACGGCGUGUGCGUGGUGGAGCAGCAGAGCGCCCGCUGCUCCUGCGAACCCAUCGAGUGUGACGGCACCUACAAGCCCGUCUGCGGCAGGGACGGCCGCACCUACACCAACGACUGCGCCCGGCGCAGGGCCGAGUGCCUGGGCAGGCUGCUCAUCGCCAUCAAGCACCCGGGGCCCUGUGAUCUCAGCAUACCGAGCCCCUGCCUGGGUAAGGAGUGCGAUCACGGGGCGGUGUGCGUGGUCAAGAACGGCGAGCCGGUGUGCGAGUGCCCCGAGGCGUGCCCCCAGACCUCCGACCCCGUGUGCGGGUCCGACGGCCACAGCUACGGCAGCCCCUGCGAGAUGCGGGCCAUGGGUUGUGCCCUGCAGAGGGCCAUUCAGAUCCAACACAAAGGGCCCUGUGAUGAGGCUUGUGCCAACUGCUCCUUCGGGGCGAUCUGCGACGCGCAGAGCGGGCAGUGUGUGUGCGCGACGGAGUGCGUGGAGUCCCACCAGCCCGUGUGCGGCAGCGACGGCAGCACCUACAACAGCGAGUGUGAGCUGCACGUGCGGGCCUGCAAACAGCAGACGGACCUCCGCGUGGUCAGCCAGGGAGAGUGCAAAACAUGCGGCAGCACAGUUUGUGCCUGGGGGGCCAUCUGCGUCAAGAACAAGUGCGAGUGCCAGCAGUGCUCUGGCGAGGGCCUUGCCCUGGUGUGCGGGAGCGAUGGCGUCACCUACAAAAACGAGUGUGAACUCCGCACGUCCUCCUGCAUGCAGAAGACUCAAAUUGAUGUGGCGAAACCCGGCAGCUGUGACGAAGACUGUGGCUCAGGGGGGUCGGGCUCAGGCGCGGAGAGCUGUGAACAGGACCGCUGUCGCAUGUUCGGGGGCUCGUGGGACGAGGACGCGGAGGACGACCGCUGCGUCUGUGACUUCUCCUGUCAAAGUGUGCCUCUCAACACGGUUUGUGGCUCAGAUGGGAAAAAUUACAGCAACGAGUGCCAGCUGAAGAAGGCCAGAUGUGAGAAACAAGAGCACUUGAUGACUCAGAAUCAGGGAUCCUGUGCAGCGAUCUCGGCGACAUCUCCCCCUGCGCCGACGCCCCCCCAGCACUGCAGUCACUCUGUGUACGGCUGCUGCCACGACAACGUGACGGCUGCCUUGGGAGUCGGACUGGCUGGAUGUCCCAGCACCUGUCAGUGUAACGUCCACGGCUCCUACAAAGGCACGUGUGACCCGGCCUCGGGGCAGUGCUCCUGUAAGCCGGGCGUCGGGGGACAGAAGUGCGACCGCUGCGAGCCGGGCUUCUGGAACUUCCGUGGCAUUGUGACGGAGAACAUGAGCGGCUGCACACCGUGUAACUGCGACGCCACAGGCUCGGUCCGGGACGACUGCGAGCAGAUGUCGGGUCUGUGCUCCUGCAAGACGGGAGUGAAGGGCAUGAAGUGCAACGUGUGUCCAGAUGGAAGCAAGAUGGGCACGAAUGGCUGUGGCGAAGCUCCCGAGGCCCCGGGUUCAUGCGACAAGUUGGUGUGCAAAUUUGGAGCCACUUGCAAAGAGGUGAACGGCCAGGCCCACUGCGAGUGCCCGCCGCCCGACUGCGAUGACCAGAACAAAACCCAGGUGUGCGGCUCAAACGGGGAGACCUACGCCGACCAGUGCCAGCUGAGGACCAUCGCCUGCAGGCUGAGGGAGGACAUCGCCGUGCAACACUUUGGACAGUGCACAGAUACCAUCUCUGAGCCGGCAGAGCGACCCACCCCCAAACCCCCCGCCACCACCACCGCCGCCGCCACCACCACCACCCCGGCUCCAUUCCUCCCAAACCAGGUGUUCGCCCUGCCGCCUCCGCGGACGAAAGAGCCGGAGACCCCCCGGCGGCCCCCGCCCACCGCCCACUCCUCCACCCUCAUGCACAACCGGGCAAAGCCCAACCAAACCAUCCCAACCGAGCCGCGGCGGGCCACCCCCGCCCACUCCUCCCGCCGAAUCCCGGUUUCCUCCGGCAGUGCCAUGUCGUCCGAGGGCUCGGGCAGCGGGGAGCCAAGCGGGGACGACCAGACCGAGGAGGAGGAGGAGGAGGAGCAGGAGGAGGAAGCAGGUAGCGGCAUCCCAACGGAGGCCAGUGGAGCAGAGGAGACAGUCGGUUCCACGCUGGCCAGCACCACUGCACCCACCGCCGAGGAACGCUCGUCCUGUGACAACACAGAGUUCGGCUGCUGCCCCGACGGCAAGACGCCGUCCAGCACUCCGGAGGGCGCCAACUGCCCCUCCACCAUGAGGUUCAGCGGUUUCCUGCACUUGGACCAAGUGGAGGGCCAGGAGAUCUUCUACACCCGGGAGAUGGAGGACCCCAAAUCGGAGCUGUUUGGAGAGACGGCGCGGAGCAUAGAGGGGGCUCUCAACGAGUUGUUUAGGAAGUCAGCGGCGCACAAAGACUUCAUGAGCGUCCGUGUCCGGAACCUGGCCCCCAGCAACUCCAUCCUGGCCUUUGUGGAGGCCCACUUCAAACCAGAUACGAGAUUGACGGUGGAGGACAUCGAAGGAGCCCUGCUGAAACAGCUCAAGGCCUCCAGAGAGAGCGGCAUCGCCGUGAAGAAGCCCGAGGACGAGAACAUCCGCUUCACCAAUUAUGGCCUCUCCUCCGUCCCCUUCUUCACCACCACUUCCACCACCACCACGGCGUCAGUCACCACAGCUGCUCCCGCCACCACCACCACCACCACCACUACAGCCACCCCCUCCACAACUACCAGGCCUCCGCCGACCUCCAUGUACAUCACCCGUCGCCCGCCCGGCACCACCCGCAGGCCCAACAGCGGUAGGCGUACCACCACCACCACCACCUCCGCACCGGUCACCACACCAGUACCGACCACCACCACCACCACCACCACAGCAAUCACCUCCACCGAGCCCCACCCGGCGACCACUGCGGCUCACAGCAGGGGGCGGCCCUCCCACAGGCCGGCCAAGCCCUGCGCCUCCCACCCGUGCCUCCACGGGGGCACCUGCGAGGAGGAGGGCAACGACUUCAGCUGCCAGUGCCCCGCCGGCCGAGGAGGCUCCGUGUGCGAGAAGGUGAUCAGAUACUUCAUCCCGUCCUUCGGGGGCCAGUCGUACCUGGCGUUCCCGACCAUGAGCGCCUACCACACGGUCCGCAUCGCCAUGGAGUUCAGAGCGUCCGAGAUGACCGGCGUGCUGCUCUACAACGGCCAGACGGGCAAGAAGGACUUCAUCUCUCUGGCUCUGGUCAACGGCAAGGUGGAGCUCAGGUUCAACACGGGUUCGGGCACAGGCACGGUGGUCAGCAAAGUGCAAGUCCAUCAGGGCCGCUGGCACCAGCUGGUGUUGACCCGCAACCGGCGCAGCGCCAUGCUGAGCGUGGACAACGAGCCUCACAUCGAGGGCGAGAGCCCGCAAGGCACCGACGGCCUGAACCUCGACACCGACCUGUUCGUCGGCGGGGUGCCCGAGGACAUUAAGCAGGACGUGAGGGAAAGGACAGCGGUGGCCACGGGACUAGUGGGCUGCAUCCGCAUGCUGGAUGUCAACAACCGGAGGCUCAACCUGCAGGAGAGCGGGGGCGACAGCAUGUACGGCAGCGGCGUGGGCGAAUGCGGCAACAACCCCUGCCAGCCAAAUCCCUGCAAGAACGGCGCUGCGUGCCAGGUCAAGGAGGCGGAGAUGUUCCACUGCAAGUGCAGCAAGGGGUUCUGGGGUCCAACGUGUGCUGACGUCCAUGACCCCUGCGAGCCCAACACGUGCCACUCGUCCUCCCGGUGCCAGGCGCUGCCUGAGGGAGGCUACAAAUGCGAGUGUCCCAUGGGGCGUGAAGGGAGGCACUGCGAGACAGUGGCUGAGAGGAGAGGGGCUUACAUGCCGCUAUUCAACGGGGACUCUUACCUGGAGCUGAAGGGGCUCCAUCUCUACGGGCAAGAUCUGCGGCAAAAGGUGAGCAUGACAGUGGUCCUCAUGGCCAACGACUCCAACGGCUUGAUCUUCUACAACGGCCAAAAAUCGGACGGGAGGGGAGACUUCAUCUCUCUGUCCCUCAACGAUGGCUUCCUGGAGUUCCGCUACGACCUGGGAAAGGGGCCCGCCACCAUCAGGAGUUUGAAAAAGAUGCAGCUGAACGUGUGGAACACCAUCAACCUGGAGCGCUCCAACCGCAAAGGAGAGAUCACGGUGAACAGGAAGGACCCUGUCCGCGGGGAGGCGCCGAAAUCACGCAAGAACCUGCACAUAGAUCUUAACCUGAAAGAGUCUCUUUUUGUUGGCGGAGCUCCCGAUUACAGCCGACUAGCAAGAGUGGCGGCUCUCACGGAGGGCUUCAGGGGAACGAUCCAAGAGAUCAUCCUCAUGGGUAACCCCAUCCUCAGGGAGGAGAACGCCCUGCGCUCCAGCAGCGUGGCCAUGUUCCAGGACCACCCGUGCUCCCAGGAGCCCUGCCACAACGGCGGCAUCUGCAAGCCCACGCUGCAAACCUACGAGUGCCUCUGCCUCCACGGGUUCAGGGGGGAGCGCUGUCAGAGCACCGUCUACGAGAAGGCCGCCGGAGAGCCCGAGGCCAUUGCCUUUGACGGGCGGACGUUCAUCGAGUACCACAACGCCGUCACGAAGAGCCAACUGACCAAUGAGAUCCCAGAUCCCGAGUCUCUGGAGAACCCAUCUGACCAGAGUGAGAAGGCUCUGCUGGUGAACAAGUUUGAGCUGAGCAUCCGGACGGAGACCACCCAGGGCCUGGUGCUGUGGAGCGGGAAGGGCGUGGAGCGCUCCGACUACAUCGCCCUGGCCAUCGUGGACGGACACGUCCAGAUGACCUACGACCUCGGCUCCAAGCCGGUGGUGCUGCGCUCCUCGGUGCGGGUCGACACUAACCGCUGGAUACGCAUCAAGGCCAGCAGGGCACUUAGAGACGGCUCCCUACAGGUCGGCAACGAGGCGGCCGUAACGGGGUCGUCGCCUUUGGCAGCAACGCAGCUGGACACGGACGGAGCGCUGUGGUUGGGUGGUCUGGAGGAGCUGGCGGUGGCCCGGCGGUUGCCCAAGGCCUACAGCACCAGCUUUGUCGGCUGCAUCAAGGAUGUGGUGGUGGACGGCGUGGAGCUCCACCUGGUGGAAGACGCCUUGAACAGCCCCCAAAUAUUACACUGCUCCGCCGCCAAAUAAGCCAGAAGAGACAGAAUAUUGAGAGAGAAAAAAGAAACCCUCCCAUCCGCUCCCUCCAUAGCGCCCAUGUCUCCUGCUGUAAUUAUUUUCUAUUUUUGUAUACUUUUCCAUCAUUUUUUAUAUGGAAAGAAAAUGUUUGUUUUCAUUUUUGUUUGAUAUAUUUUGUUCUUUUUUUUCCUUUUUUUUAAAUCUGCACCUCCAUAAAGAAACCCCCCCCCCCCCCACCUAACUGCCCUGCCCCCUUUAUCUUCCUCAAAAUGCAGGCAUCUCUGUGAAAAAAGAGAGAUUUCAUUCCUCGUCAGCUUUGUUGUUUUAAAACAAUCACCAACUUUAAAAAAGAAAAGAAACGCUCCUUUUCCCCGCUGGUUACUUGAACAGUGGUGGACCACGCCGAUGAUCUCGGCCUACAGCCUUGUCUUGGUGCCAUAUAUAUAAAUAUAAAUAUAUAUAUAUAUAUAUAUAUAUAUAUCGCCCACAUUCCCCAAGCACGGCCGAUACAUCCACGAGCACAUAGACGCAUACAUUCCCCGGAGCAGUGCGAGCCGAGGCCGCUGGUUGCAGCUCUUUGAUGCUGCAGCCAGCUGGCGUCUCCAUUCAAGAAACUCUAUAAUCAGCCCCGCUAGCCCACUGCGUUUUCCUAAUGGGACUUUUUAGAUAUCAGUCAAGCUGCUACAGUGAGAGAGUCAAAAGCACUCCAUCAUCCCCCAUCUGACCGCGCCUACAAAAAUAACACAGGAAAAGAAAAGGAGCAACUCUCCACUCAAUCUGAGUCCCAUCAGAGCCUUUAGUUUAGAGAUAUGACUCACUUACACUGCAGGCCGCCAUGACGGAGAGAGCGCCGCGUUCCACGACCACUCGCAUAUCAUAAGUCAUAAGUCGAGACAUGAGCAAAUGUUAUAAAUAUAGAGUAUAUAAAUAAUACCUGAGACUGUGAAUAUGUAAGAUGGGAUCUCCUCAGAGAGCUGUGCUUCUCAUGUACUGUUGUGCGUUCUGUUUUACAACACGCAGAUGUAACUAACCAUGACCACUAUAAAUGCAUGCACUUCUGCAGUGUUGGUUUCAAUCUGGUUUGUUUGAUUUACAAUUUUAUUCCAAAAACUUUCUAAUUUGGAAAUGUGUCACUGUUUUGGGGUUUUGUUUGUUUAUUACCUGCAAUGAUUAUAAAAAGAUUCAUCUUUUUCCCUCUUAAUUCCUCUCGUGUGAGGAUAUAACGUUUCGUGUUUCUUCUCUGGCCUUGUUUCCGCUUUUUUUUCUUGGGAGCAGUUAGUUUUGCAGGACCUUUACAGACUGCUGCAUAAGGGGAAGAGUUAUUACCAUAUCUGACCUUAAGGAGGUGCUGAAAGCAAAGACUGCAGAAAGGACAGACAGAAAGGAGGCGAGGAGAGAUCUUAUCUACCCUCGGGGAUGUCCUGUCAAACAACAAUCAGUCGUCAACACAAACGAAACAGGCUUAAAAAAAAAAAAAAAAAAAAACGGCCUGAGACUUCAUUUCUUUCCGUAUUCGACCUAGGAGCAUUCCUGGAGGAGAGAGAAAGAGAGACCGUGACGUUGUUGUGACCUUUUGAAGCCAUAACAGCCGCAAAAAUGGGAGACGCUUAAUCCUACAGCACUUGCAAAUUAACAUAGUAACGCAUGGGUUUGUAUUACUAGUGCAAAUUCUGUAACCUUCAUUGAACUGAUGCAACGCAGAGUCGGCUUCGCUCGGCUACAAUACGCUGGGAUGACCAAUUUAAGGACACGUGUUUUGAUAUGAGAACUUUGGCAAUAUUCUAAGACGAGAUCACGCCUGUUCGUAGUUGAGUAUAAAAUGGUCUUGUGCUGUUGUGUUUUUUUUCUCCUUUCUCCAGUUCUUGAUUACGUUUUCCUUCUUCAAUCAUCAAACGAUCUGUUUUUGUACAGCCCUGCAAUUAAGUGUAAAUUUAGCAAAUGUGUUAUUCGUGGAGGUUUAUGUUUUUAGUAAUAUACACUGGAACCAUGUCUGACUUGUCCGUUUGCCCACACGGCGAUACUCAUGUACAAUGGGGAAGGGGGUGGGGGCUAAAUUGUGGUCACACUCGGUGUGUCCACACUGGUCCCCAAAAAGACACGUUUCAAUUCCAGCACAAGCGUAGACUGGUCCUAUUUUACUACAGCGCUCUUUAAUUCUCGACCCAUUGAGGUAGUGACAGUUAACAGUGCGACUCAACAACAAUAAAGACAACUGCAGUCUAUGGUUUGGGUGCAAACUAUUUGCCUUAAAAAACGGUCACCUGUACGUCAACCAUAUAACCGUUUCCUUAUUUUAGCAGUGUAUUAGCCUCAUCCCCAUAAUGUAAAGGAGUAAUACAUAAUAAUAAUAAUAAUGAUAAUUAUAUUAGUAAUAAUGGUACAAUACACACAAAAAAAUCCCAGGGGGCCAAUGAGAAUAUCCCCUCUGGCUUUUUUACAAAAAAUCUAUUUACUGUUUUUGAAUCUAUUUUCUCUUAUUUAUGUCUACAUGUGGAUUACCCUCCAUGUCUGGCCUCUGUAAACUAGUGUCUGACUGCGCGUACCUCCUCUAAGGGCAGUGCACCGAGUAAGAGUGGCAUGACCUGAACAUUACUAACUUUAUGACCUUUGUCUUGUGUUCCUACCACCAUGAAAUAAAAUGUCAACCAAUGGA